Coregonus sp. 'balchen' is the source of this 6578-nucleotide messenger RNA. The record is from the annotation of a GenBank genome assembly. NCBI's taxonomy places the organism in Eukaryota, Metazoa, Chordata, Actinopteri, Salmoniformes, Salmonidae.
UCUCCUCCCAGCCCAUCCCCACAAGCCAAUCAGAAUGGAGAUGAACAGCACGGCCACCAUCUUGUCCUCUGCCUUCCUGGCCGUGGAAUAUGUUGACGCUGUCUUACCUGACAACCCUCUACAGCCUUCACUACAAUACGCCUGGGGGUAAUAGGACUAUACUGCUACUAUACUAUUACUAUACCACUACAAUACGCCUGGGGGUAAUAGGACUAUACUGCUACUAUACUAUUACUAUACCGCUACAAUACGCCCGGGGGUAAUAGGACUAUACUGCUACUAUACUAUUACUAUACCACUACAAUACGCCUGGGGGUAAUAGGACUAUACUGCUACUAUACUAUUACUAUACCACUACAAUACACCCGGGGGUAAUAGGACUAUACUGCUACUAUACUAUUACUAUACUGCUACAAUACGCCUGGGGGUAAUAGGACUAUACUGCUACUAUACUAUUACUAUACCACUCACAAUACGCCUGGGGGUAAUAGGACUAUACUGCUACUAUAACUAUUACUAUACCACUACAAUACGCCCGGGGGUAAUAGGACUAUACUGCUACUAUACUAUUACUAUACCACUACAAUAACGCCUGGGGGUAAUAGGACUAUACUGCUACUAUACUAUUACUAAACCCACUACAAUACACCCGGGGGUAAUAGGACUAUACUGCUACUAUACUAUUACUAUACCGCUACAAUACGCCUGGGGGUAAUAGGACUAUACUGCUACUAUACUAUUACUAUACCGCUACAAUACGCCUGGGGGUAAUAGGACUAUACUGCUACUAUACUAUUACUAUAAACCGCUACCAAUACGCCUGGGGGUAAUAGGACUAUACUGCUACUAUACUAUUACUAUAACCGCUACAAUACGGCCUGGGGGUAAUAGGACUAUACUGCUACUAUACUAUUACUAUAACCGCUACAAUACGCCUGGGGGUAAUAGGACUAUACUGCUACUAUACUAUUACUAUACCGCUAACCAUACGCCUUGGGGGUAAUAGGACUAUACUGCUACUAUACUAUUACUAUACCACUACAAUACGCCUGGGGGUAAUAGGACUAUACUGCUACUUACUAUUACUAUACCACUACAAUACGCCUGGGGUAAUAGGACUAUACUGCUACUAUACUAUUACUAUACCACUACAAUACGCCUGGGGGUAAUAGGACUAUACUGCUACUAUACUAUACUAUACCACUACAAUACGCCUGGGGUGGUGUGGUUUAUAGUGGAUAUAUGCACCUAUACUAUUACUAUACCACUACAAUACGCCUGGGGGUAAUAGGACUAUACUGCUACUAUACUAUUACUAUACCACUACAAUACGCCUGGGGGUAAUAGGACUAUACUGCUACUAUACUAUUACUAUACCGCUACAAUACCCUGGGGGGUAAUAGACUAUACUGUACUAUACUAUUACUAUACCACUACAAUACGCCUGGGGGUAAUAGAACUAUACUGCUACUAUACUAUUACUAUACCACUACAAUACGCCUGGGGGUAAUAUAACUAUACUGCUACUAUACUAUUACUAUACCACUACAAUACGCCUGGGGGUAAUAGGACUAUACUGCUACUAUACUAUUACUAUACCGCUACAAUACGCCUGGGGGGUAAUAGGACUAUACUGCUACUAUACUAUUACUAUACCACUACAAUACGCCCGGGGGUAAUAGGACUAUACUGCUACUAUACUAUUACUAUACCACUACAAUACGCCUGGGGGUAAUAGGACUAUACUGCUACUAUACUAUUACUAUACCGCUACAAUACGCCUGGGGGUAAUAGGACUAUACUGCUACUAUACUAUUACUAUACCACUACAAUACGCCUGGGGGUAAUAGGACUAUACUGCUACUAUACUAUUACUAUACCGCUACAAUACGCCCUGGGGGUAAUAGGACUAUACUGCUACUAUACUAUUACUAUACCACUACAAUACGCCUGGGGGUAAUAGGACUAUACUGCUACUAUACUAUUACUAUACCACUACAAUACGCCUGGGGGUAAUAGGACUAUACUGCUACUAUACUAUUACUAUACCACUACAAUACGCCUGGGGGUAAUAGGACUAAUACUGCUACUAUAACCACUACAAUACGCCUGGGGGUAAUAGACUAUACCUGCUACUAUACGUAUUACUAUAGCCACUACAAUACCCUGGGGGUAAUAGGACUAUACUGCUACUAUAUACUAUUACUAUACCACUACAUACGCCUGGGGGUAAUAGGACUAUACUGCUACUAUAACUAUUACUAGUACCACUACAAUACGCCUGGGGGUAAUAAGGACUAUACUGCUACUAUACUAUUACUAUACCACUACAGAUACGCCUGGGGGUAAUAGGACUAUAACUGCUACUAUACUAUUACUAUACCACUACAAUACGCCCGGGGGUAAUAGGACUAUACUGCUACUAUACUAUUACUAUACCGCUACAAUACGCCUGGGGGUAAUAGGACUAUACUGCUACUAUACUAUUACUAUACCGCUACAAUACGCCUGGGGGUAAUAGGACUAUACUGCUACUAUACUAUUACUAUACCACUACAAUACGCCUGGGGGUAAUAGGACUAUACUGCUACUAUACUAUUACUAUACCACUACAAUACGCCUGGGGGUAAUAGAACUAUACUGCUACUAUUACUACUACUACUACUACUACUAUAAUGUUACUAUAAUGUUACUAUACUGUUACUAUACUACUACUACUACUACUACUACUACUACACUAUAUCACUACUACUAUGUUGCUACUAUACUACUACUAGUAUGAAAAAAUAAAAAAUAAAAAAUGUAUGCACUCUGGAUAAGAGCGUCUGCUAAAUGACUAAAAUGUAAAUGUAAAAUGUACUACUACUACUGCUACUACUACUACUACUACUACAACUACUAAAUGUCUAUACUACUACUAUAUUACUACUAUACUACUACUAAUAUACUGCUACUAAACUACUGUACUACUACUACUACUAUGCUACUACAACACUUCUAUACUAAUACUAUACUACAACUAAUAUACUGUUGCUAUACUACUACUAGUAUACUACUACUACUACUAAACUUCUAUACUAUUACUAUACUACUGUACUACUAUACUAUUACUAUACAACUACUACUAAACUACUGUAUUACUAUAAUACUACUAUACUACUACCAAACUACUGUACUACUACUACUAUAAUACUAAUAUACUACUUUUACUACUACUAUACUACUACUACUACUACGACUUCUACCCAUAUACUACUGUACUACUACUAAACUACUAUACUACUACUGCUACUACUACUACUACUAUACUAAUACUACAUUAUGACUAUAAUACUACUAUACUACUACUACUAUAGUACUACUACUAUUGCUAUACUACUACAAUGCUACGACCAUAAUACUAAUAUACUACUACUAAUAUACUACUACUACUAUUGCUACUAUACUACUACUUCUAUACUACUACUACUACUACCAUACUACUACUAUACUACUACAGUUUUACCUGACAACCCCUCCAGACUGACUGGCUGAAUGACUGACUGAAUGAAUGGCUGACUGAAAGACUGACUGACUGGCUGAAUGGCUGACUGGCUGAAUGGCUGACUGGCUGACUGAAUGGCUGACUGAAUGGCUGACUGAAUGGCUGACUGAAUGGCUGACUGAAUGACUGGCUGAAUGACUGGCUGAAUGGCUGGCUGACUGACUGACUGACUGGCUGAAUGGCUGACUGGCUGACUGAAUGGCUGACUGAAUGGCUGACUGAAUGGCUGACUGAAUGGCUGACUGAAUGACUGGCUGAAUGACUGGCUGAAUGGCUGGCUGACUGACUGACUGACUGGCUGAAUGGCUGACUGACUGACUGACUGGCUGAAUGGCUGACUGGCUGACUGAAUGGCUGAAUGGCUGACUGAAUGGCUGACCACACCCAGUUCCAGGCAGACAGACAGACAGACUGAUGGACAUAUCAUUUGAUUAAUUGAUUGAUGUCUGUUGAUCUCUGUCCACCAGGUAUGUGAAUGAGAACUACACUAAAUUCCAGAUCGCCACCUGGGGUUCUCUCAUCGUCCAUGAGGCCAUCUACUUCCUGUUUUGUCUACCUGGUUUCCUGUUUCAGUUCCUUCCCUUCAUGCAGAAGUACAAGAUCCAACCGGUAGGUGGUGUGUGUUAGAUCCAAGUAGGGGGGGGGGGGGGGGGGGGGGGGGGGGGGUUAGAUCCAACAGGUAGUUUUUUUUUAUAGAAGAAGCAGUGGAAUUUUUUUAAUGCUCUCUCUCAUCCUGUGUGUAUUGUGUGUUGUGUUGUGUUGUGUGUGUGUGUGUGUGUGUGUGUGUGUGUGUGUGUGUGUGUGUGUGUGCAGGACAAGCCAGAGACGUGGGAGAAACAGUGGAAGUGUUUCAAGAUGCUUCUGUUCAAUCACUUCUGUAUUCAGCUGCCCAUGAUCUGUGGGACGUACCACUUCACUGAGUUCUUCAGCAUCCCCUACGACUGGGACAGCAUGCCACGAUGGUACAGCCCAACACACACACAACCUCCCCUACGACAGCAUGCCAAAAAGGCUGUUCUGUCUCUCUCUCCCCUCCCCAGGCCCUACCUGCUAGCUCAGUGUCUAGGCUGUUCCGUUCUGUCUCCUCCUCCCCUCCCCAGGCCCUAACCGGUUAACUCAGUAUUAAGGCUGUUCCCCCCUGUCUCUCUCUCUCAUCCCCUCCCCCAGGGCCCUACCCUGCCUAGCCGCCAGUGUCUAGGCUGGGUAUGUCUCGCUCUCUCCCCCUCCCCAGGCCCUACCUGUUAACUCAGUAUUAACGGCUGUUUGGUUCUCUCUCUCUCCCCUCCCCAGGCCCCUACCCUGUUAACUCAGUAUUAAAGGGCAUGUUUCUGUCUCUCCUCUCCCCUCCGACAGGCCCUACCUGUUAACUCAGUAUUAAGGCUGUUCUGUCUCUCUCUCCCCUCCCCAGGCCCUACCUGCUAAACUCAGUGGUUAAGGCUGUUCUGUCUCCUCUCCCCUCCCCAGUCCUACCUGCUAACUCAGUAUUAAGGCUGUUCUGUCUCUCUCUCCCCUCCCCAGGCCCUACCUGCUAAGCUCAGUAUUAAGGCUGUUCUGUCUCUCUCUCCCCUCCCCAGGCCCUACCUGUUACUCAGUAUUAGGCUGUUCUUGUCUCUCUCUCCCCUCCCCAGGCCCUACCUGCUAGCUCAGUAUUAAGGGCGGUUCUGUCUCUCUCUCCCCUCCCCAGGCCCUACCUGCUAGCUCAGUCAUAAGGCUGUUUCUGUCUCUCUCUCCCUCCCCAGGCCCUACCUGCUACGCUCAGUGUCUAGGGCUGUUUCUGUCCUCUCUCUCCCCUCCCCAGGCCCUACCUGUUAACUCAGUAUUAGGCUGUUCUGUCCGCGCUCUCCCCUCCCCAGGCCCUACCUGUUAACUCAGUAUUAAGGCUGUUCUGUCUCUCUCUCCCCUCCACAGGGCCCUACCUGUUAACUCAAUAUUAAUCUGUUCUGUCUCUCUCUCCCCCUCCCGAGGGCCCUACCUGUUUAACUCAGUAUAAGGCGGUUCGGCUGUCUCUCUCUCCUCCCAGGCCCCUACCGCCUAGCUCCGUGUCUAGGCUGUUCUGUCUCUCUCUCCCCUCCCAGCACUACCUGCUAGCUCGGUGGUCUAGGCUGUUUCUGGCUGAUCUCUCCCUCCCCAGGCUACCUGUUAAUGCAGUUUUAAAGGUGUUUCUGUCUAUCUCUCCCCCUCCCCAGGCCCACCUGUUACGCAUUAUUAAUCUUUCUUCUAUCUCUCCCCUCCCCAGGCCCUCCUGUGGACUCAGUAUUAAGCUGUUCUGUCUCUUCUCCCCCUCCCCGCCCUACCUGUUACCUCAGUUCUGGCUUUCUUCUAUCUCUCCUCCCCAGGCCCCUACCUGUUAACUCAGUAUUAAGGUCUUUCUGUCGCUCUCUCCCCUCCCAGGCCCUACCUGUUACUCAUGUCUAUCUGUUCUGUCUCUCCUCCACUCCCCAGGCCCUACCUGUUUAACUCAGUGUCUAGGCUGUUCUGUCUCUCUCUCUCUCCCCUCCCCAGGCCUACCUGCUGCUCAGUGUCUAGGCUGUUUUCUGUCUCUCUCCCCCUCCCAGGCCCUACCUGUUAACUCGGAUUACGGCUGUUCUGUCGCUCUCUCCCCUCCACAGGCCCGACCUGUGAACUCAGUAUAGGCUGUUCCCUGUCUCUCUCUCCCCUCCCCCAGGCCAUACCUGCUGGCUCAGUGUCUAGGCUGUUCUGGUCUCUCUCUCUCCCCUCCCCAGCCCCUACACCUGUUUAACUCAUAUGCCGAAGUGUUCUGUCUCUCUCUCUCCCUCCCAGGCCCUACCUGCUGGCUCAUGUGUCUAGCUGUUCUGUCUCUGUCCUCUCUCUCCCCGCCCCCCCCCCCAGGCCCUACUUUUAACUCAUUAGUAAGGCUGUUUUUCUGUCCUCUCGCUCCCCUCCCCAGGCCCUACAUGUUAAACUCGUAUUAAGGCUGUUCUGUCUCUCUCUCCCCGCCCCAGGCCCUACCUGCUAUCUCCGUGUCAGGCUGUCUGUGAUAGAGGACACCUGGCACUUUUCCUCCAUCGCCUGC